Pongo pygmaeus (Bornean orangutan) is the source of this 327-nucleotide messenger RNA. RefSeq names its product endophilin-A2-like. The record is from RefSeq and is a predicted model, not a curated record. The coding region runs from base 1 to 327 and encodes 108 amino acids. Lineage: Eukaryota; Metazoa; Chordata; Mammalia; Primates; Hominidae. Gene Ontology annotation, molecular function: protein binding. The transcript has a single exon.
AUGCCGCCCCUAGAACAGCCAAGCUGCAAGGUGCUGUAUGACUUCCAGCCUGAGAACGAUGGGGAGCUGGGCUUCCAUGAGGGCGAUGUCUUCACGCUGAUCAACCAGAUCAACGAGAAGUGGUACCAGGGCAUGCUGGACGGCCAGUUGGGCUUCUUCCUGCUCAGCUACUUGGACGUGCUUGUGCCUCUGCCCAGUGACUCACUGGUGCCCCCGCCCCUCCCCUCCAUCCACAUUGGGUGGCACCCCCUUCCAAGUCUCCUGCUUUCCAUGGGCUCCUGCUGCCAAGGCAGUGUCCAAGCCUGCCGGUGCCGCCCGGGCCCUUGA